AACAAUUAGCUAUUGAAAUUGUUUUGUGUAAUUUGAGACCACCAAUGUUACCCGAAAUCCCAAGUAAACUGCAAGAUCUUAUUCAUAGAUGUUGGGAAGCCAAUCCCUCAAUAAGGCCUACAAUCAAAGAAAUUUAUAAUAUUGUUAAAGAUAUGUACUGUAAAGUCCUUGAAGAUAAAAAUUUGACUAUUGAAUAUAAGAAAAAACGAUCGAUAGUGGCUUUUGAUACAAACCUGCAACAAGAAACAUCUUAUCAGAGCAAGAUUUUUGAUUUUGACUUUAAUAAUUCAGGUUAUUAG
Messenger RNA from Cetraspora pellucida, 299 nucleotides. NCBI's taxonomy places the organism in Eukaryota, Fungi, Glomeromycota, Glomeromycetes, Diversisporales, Gigasporaceae. The record is from the annotation of a GenBank genome assembly.